AUGCCGUCUUCAAGGUUCUCCGGUCUCGAAGUGCCCAUCGAGCCGUUGAAUGCGCCAACAGCCGGUCGUGAUGGCUAUGACGGCCUCAAUCCACACAUAGAGACCCUGCCCGCUGGCUGGAAACAUCCCCAUCCAGACGCGCGCCCAUUGCCCUCCGCCAUCCUACUAGAGCACGACGUUGCCAUCAAAGUCAGAGACGGAACGACGCUCUACGCAGACGUACUGCGCCCGCCAAACACCACAGAGAAAGUGCCUGCGCUAAUAUGCUGGUCCCCCUUUGGCAAGAAGUUCAAUGGUCUCACGUCAUUGGGCUACAUGACGCCAUGGAACCUUGGCAUCCCGGCUGGCACGCUCUCCGGCCUGGAAAAGUUCGAGGCGCCUGACCCGGCGGACUGGGUUCCCCGCGGCUAUGCCAUCGUCAACAUCGACACGCGCGGUGCCUUUGACAGCGGCGACGAGAACACACCAAUGGUCAUCAUGGGCGGCCAAGAAGCCGAAGACGGGUAUGAUGCCAUCGAAGCCGUGGCGGCGAUGUCCUGGUGUAGCGGCAGCGUCGGACUCGCAGGAAACUCGCACCUCGCCAUCGCGCAGUGGUUCAUCGCGGCGCUGCGACCGCCGAGCUUGAAGGCCAUUGCGCCGUGGGAAGGGUGCGGAGACUUGUACCGCGAGCAGUUUGCGCGGGGAGGCGUGUACGCUGGCGACUUGUUUGACGAGCUCAUCAUUAAGCACAUGCUGAAAGGCCGCGGCGGGAUCGAAAGCUUCCGCGAGAUGUACGCGCAGCAUCCGCUUGCUAAUGCCUGGUGGAACGACAAGAGGCCGGACAUGAAGCGGAUUAAUGUGCCAACGUAUAUCACGGGCACGUGGACGAACACAAUGCAUGGUAUGGGUGCAAUCCGGGCCUGGUUGGAGGUGCAGUCGAAGGAGAAGUGGUUGAGAUGGCAUCCGUGGCAGGAGUGGUUUGACCUUUGGGGGAACGCGCAGGCCAAGGAUGAGUUGUUUGCGUUCUUUGACCGGUACCUCAAGGGCGUCGAUAACGGAUGGGACAAGACGCCCAAGGUGAGAAUGUCUCUGCUGCGGUUUGGCGAGAAAACUCCCCAGGCGAUUGAGAAUAUCGUUGAGGAGGAUUUUCCGCCUGCGCGAACGCAGUACAAGGAGUUCUUCCUCGGCACGGGAGAGACGCUCAUCUCUACUACUGCGCCAGAGACGAAGACGACGGUCAGCUACGAUUCCGAGUCUGGCGGGAACGUCAGCUUUACUCAUACCUUUACCGAAACUACCAACAUCAUGGGCCUUCCCAAAGCAGUGCUGUACAUGUCUUGCCCAGAUCACGACGACAUGGACGUGUACGUUAUGAUCCAGAAGCUCGACAAAGAUGGGAAGCAAAUGAAGAACCUCAACAUUCCAUGGAAGGGCAUACCCGUGAACUCGUUCCAGGAAUUCAAGCCUGAGCAAGAGACGGAAGUCGUGCUGUACAAGGGCCCCGUGGGCAUCCUCCGGGCUUCUCAUCGAGCCAUUGAUGAGAACAGGAGCAUGCACCCACACUGGCCGUUCCACCCGCACGAGAAGGAGGAGAAGAUCACGCCUGGCGAGGUUGUCAGGCUGGACAUUGGGAUUUGGGCGCUCGGGGUUGAAUACGAGGCCGGCGAGAGUCUGCGGGUUGUCGUUAGCGGACAAAGCUUUGCCGUGAGUAAUUUCGGGAAGAACCAUACUCUGAAUAAGGGUCGGCAUAGCCUACACUUGGGAGGAGACCAGGCAAGCCAUAUUGUUCUUCCUUUUGUGUAG
Molecule: messenger RNA, 1782 nt
Organism: Colletotrichum scovillei
Lineage: Eukaryota; Fungi; Ascomycota; Sordariomycetes; Glomerellales; Glomerellaceae
Product: X-Pro dipeptidyl-peptidase C-terminal non-catalytic domain-containing protein
Exons: 1
Coding region: 1-1782 (593 amino acids)
Molecular function (GO): dipeptidyl-peptidase activity
Source: RefSeq, a predicted model, not a curated record